AUGAAUCUCCACGCCGAAAUUCAAUCCCGCACGUGCGAGACUUGCGGCAAGGUGUUCACCAAAGCCAAAGCUAUGAAGAUGCACGCGAGGCUGCAUACGGGAGAAAAGUUGCUGACUUGCGAGUUCUGCCAGAAGCAGUUCGUCUUCAGCAGGGCCCUUGCGGACCACAGGAGGGUGCAUACGGGCGAGAAGCCCUUCACCUGCAACCACUGCAGCAAGUCGUUUGCCAUCUCUACGCAGCUCACGAGGCACAUGAGGAUGCACACGGGAGAGAAGCCGUAUUCCUGCGAGCACUGCGAGAAGAAGUUCGGCCAUCUGAGCGGCUUGAAGGAGCACACGAGGUACCACACCGGAGAGCGGCCAUAUACCUGCCCGUGCUGCAGCAAGACUUUCAAGACAGCCCUUCUCCCGAUCGAGAAGCGAAGCCAAACUCUGCAAGCAAGGAGUUUCAUUGUGAAUACUGUGGACAACUAUUCGUCGAAGAAGCAGAGCUCAAGUCACAUGAGGCGCUUCAUUCCGAAGCGAAAACAUUCUCUUGUGAACGUUGUGGACAAAUGUUCGUCGAAGAAGCAGAUCUCAAGUCACAUGAGGCGCUUCAUUCCGAAGCGAAAACAUUCUCUUGUGAACGUUGUGGACAAAUGUUCGUCGAAGAAGCAGAGCUCAAGUCACAUGAGGCGCUUCAUUCCGAAGCGAAAACAUUCUCUUGUGAACGUUGUGGACAUAUGUUCGUCGAAGAAGCAGAGCUCAAGUCACACUUGA
Uloborus diversus is the source of this 759-nucleotide messenger RNA. Its product is annotated as gastrula zinc finger protein XlCGF8.2DB-like. The transcript has 2 exons. The record is from RefSeq and is a predicted model, not a curated record. Lineage: Eukaryota; Metazoa; Arthropoda; Arachnida; Araneae; Uloboridae. Gene Ontology annotation, cellular component: nucleus. Gene Ontology annotation, biological process: regulation of transcription by RNA polymerase II. Gene Ontology annotation, molecular function: DNA-binding transcription factor activity, RNA polymerase II-specific; RNA polymerase II cis-regulatory region sequence-specific DNA binding. The coding region runs from base 1 to 759 and encodes 252 amino acids.